Carassius carassius (crucian carp) is the source of this 1730-nucleotide messenger RNA. RefSeq names its product solute carrier family 35 member F6 (gene slc35f6). Bases 93 to 1220 code for a protein of 375 amino acids. The record is from RefSeq and is a predicted model, not a curated record. Lineage: Eukaryota; Metazoa; Chordata; Actinopteri; Cypriniformes; Cyprinidae. Gene Ontology annotation, cellular component: membrane; intracellular membrane-bounded organelle. Gene Ontology annotation, biological process: transmembrane transport. The transcript is spliced from 6 exons. Gene Ontology annotation, molecular function: transmembrane transporter activity.
GUUUAGAUAGCUGUAUUCAUCAUCAGCAGAAAAGACACAUCUCAAGACAGUCGAGAGGCUGAUGUUCGCGGCCACUCAGUCCCACACUCACCAUGGCUUGGACCAAAUAUCAGUACUUUCUCGCCGCUUUGAUGCUCAUCACAGGCUCUGUUAACACACUAUCCGCAAAAUGGGCUGAUUUGUUCUCUGCACCUGGAUGUUAUGGUUCCCCAAAUCAUGGCUUCUCCCACCCUUUUGUACAGGCUGUGGGAAUGUUUUUGGGAGAGUUGUCCUGUCUGGUGGUGUUCCACAUUCUCCUUUGUCAUGAUCGGCGCAAACCUGAGCCCACGAUGGAUCCGGGCCAAAGUUUUAACCCCCUACUUUUCCUCCCCCCUGCCCUUUGCGACAUGCUGGGCACAUCCAUCAUGUAUGUUGCACUGAACAUGACCAGUGCCUCCAGUUUCCAGAUGCUGCGAGGAGCUGUGAUCAUCUUCACUGGACUGUUGUCUGUAGCGUUCUUAGGACGGCGGCUGCAACCCAGCCAGUGGAUUGGGAUCCUAUUCACCAUCCUUGGUCUGGUGGUGGUUGGCCUGGCUGAUUUUGUGAGCGGCCAUGGAGAUGACUCCCAUAAGCUCAGUGAGGUUAUCACAGGGGACCUUUUGAUCAUCAUGGCACAGAUUAUUGUUGCAGUCCAGAUGGUCCUGGAGGAGAAGUUUGUUUACAAGCACAAUGUGCAUCCACUGAAGGCUGUUGGGACUGAAGGUUUUUUUGGAUUUGUCAUCCUCACUUUGCUCCUCAUCCCAAUGUUCUACAUCCAUGUGGGAAGUUUUGCAGACAACCCACGGCAGGUCCUUGAAGACGCAUUAGACGCCUUCUGUCAGAUUGGCCAUAAGCCCCUUAUUUUACUGGCACUGCUGGGCAACACAGUGAGCAUCGCCUUCUUUAACUUUGCUGGCAUCAGUGUCACCAAAGAAAUAAGUGCCACUACUCGCAUGGUGCUGGACAGUCUGCGUACUCUGGUCAUCUGGGUCAUGAGUUUACUGCUGGGCUGGGAGGUAUUCCACGGCCUACAGAUUUUAGGCUUCAUCAUCCUACUCGUGGGUACAGCACUAUAUAAUGGACUCCACAAGCCCUUGAUGGCCAAACUGCCCUGCUUCCCUGGAGAGCAGAGAGCAGAGGAGGGAGAAGCCCCAGAGAGAGAGAGACUGCUUGGUGCAGGGACAGCUGCAAAUGAGAGCUAAUAUUGGAUUUUAAACAAAAUGCUGCCCACAAAGCAUUUCAGUUUUAGUUUUAACUGUUAUUUUCAUUUUAAGAAAAGAAUUGUAUUUUUGUAUUUUUGUUUUAGAGUUUGAUUCAACACUUAGGGAACCAUCACUACUACUACUACUACUACUACAGCCAUCUUUUUGGGCAUGUCUCAAAAAAAAAAAGACCGUUGAAUGCACAUUUUUACUUUAGAAAAGGGAAUCAUUUUUGCAUGAUUUUAAUGCCAAAAACCCUUAAAAUAACAUCUAAAAGUUUUUAAUCAUGUGAUUUAUAGGUUUUAAAACAAUUUGCUUGUUUUUUUUACAUGAUGUGCUGUUGUUUGAAGGACAUUAUUUCUCUAAUCGUUUUAUCUGAGUAAUAUUUUUAGCAAUCUGUGAAACGGGUAUUGUGUACUGACAAGAAAAUCUUCUGUUUGUCCAUGUAAAUUUGGUUUUUAAAAAUAUGGAUGUAUCGCUGUGUUUGCUGUCAGUAAAUAUCACAAUGUU